This is a messenger RNA of Ochotona curzoniae (black-lipped pika), 554 nucleotides long. RefSeq names its product cystatin E/M (gene CST6). The transcript has 3 exons. Bases 42 to 491 code for a protein of 149 amino acids. The record is from RefSeq and is a predicted model, not a curated record. Gene Ontology annotation, molecular function: cysteine-type endopeptidase inhibitor activity. Gene Ontology annotation, cellular component: extracellular exosome. NCBI's taxonomy places the organism in Eukaryota, Metazoa, Chordata, Mammalia, Lagomorpha, Ochotonidae.
GCCGCGCGCGGACUGCCAGCUGGGCACUGACAACGAGAACCAUGGCGCGUCCCAACCUCGUUCUGGCCAUCGGCCUGGCCCUGCUCGCCUUCUGCCUCCUGGCGCUGCCGGAGGACACCUGGGCGGCGCCGCGGGAGCACAUGACCGGGGGACGCCAGAACCUGUCGCCCGACGACCCGCAGGUGCAGAAGGCGGCCCAGGCAGCCGUGGCCGGCUACAACAUGGGCAACAACAGUCCCUACUUCUUCCGUGACACCAAAGUCAUCAAGGCGGAGAGCCAGCUGGUGGCAGGCAUCAAGUACUACCUAACCCUGGACUUGGGGAGCACGGCCUGCAGGAAGAGCAAACUUGCUGGAGACAACGUGAACCUCACCACCUGUCCCUUUGCUGCAGGGGCAGAAGAGGAGAGGCUGCGCUGUGACUUUGAGAUCCUAGUUGUCCCCUGGCAGAACUCCACCAAGCUGCUGAAGCAAGACUGCGUGCCACUGUGAGGCCCCGGCGGGCAGCUGCCGGGGGCACCCCAGCCUCCACCCAAUAAAUCCCCAGCAAGUGUC